AAAGAAGAAGAAGAGCGGAUAAAGAAGAGAACCAACAAUCAAAGCAAACAAAAAUCGAGUUAGAUCCGUGUGCGUAUCGGAAAUUGCGGAAGUGUAGUGCCCAAAAAAAGAAAACGGAAGCCGGCUAGUAAACGAUAACAAACCAACUACCCAGCCACCCAACCACCCACCCACCUACUACUCUCUCUUCCUAUCUGCUCUGGUGGCAAAUCACCUAUGAAUUAACGCGUGUGCCAGUCUCCAGUCUCCAGCAUUCAAGCAUCAUUCCAUCAGUCCGAAAGCGUGCCUGUGUCUACCGCCAAUUUGUUGCUGCCUCCUCGUCGACCUGCAUGCUCUUGGCCCGGCUAAAAAAACUGGCCCCCAGAAGACAGACUCUGUGCAUUUUGGGCUGUUUUUUUUGUUGCUGUGGUUGGCCAACGUCAAAUUCGAUUUUUAUGACUUUUGAAAGCGUGACUAAGACGUGAUUUAUGAUGGCGUGUGGUUUUUAAUAUUCAUGUGGACGCGCGCGCUCUUCCCCAGCUCCAGCUCCAGCACCGAUCCGAUCUCCAUCUCCAUCUGCAGCCCCAGCUCCGAGGAACCUGCGUAGGUGCGCCAAACAAUAAAAAAAAGGGUUGCAUCUUUUUGCAGCAACAGCAAGAAGCCCACGGGGCACAGACUCCACCGAUAUCCAGCUGUGUGUGUGCGUGGAUUCGACUUUUUUAUGGAUGCAGUUAAGCAUUUGAGUGCUGCUGCUGCCGCUGCUGCUGCGGCAGCAGAGAAGAGCUGCAACAGCGAUAUGCAGGAGAGCAGUGCAACAUCUGUGGAGGCGGCAGUCAAUGAAUUGGUGGAACUAGAGGGCAGUGCCACGGCCACAGCCACAUCCAAGGGACACAGUGGCUGCCCCAAGGAAUCCCCCACGACUGGGAAAGACUCCAACAACAAAUCCGACAAAAGCCACAGCAAUUCCAGCCCCAACAAAUCUGCGCCUGCCACAAAAUCCAGCAAUGCCGCAAUGGCGGCUGCCACCGCUGCCACAGCCGCGGCGGCCACCAAUGACCUUGCAGCGGCGGCUGCAGUGGUGCUCUCUUUACAGGGCACGAUGGUGAGCAGCCUUCAGCAGGCGGCCCUCCUUCCGGCCAAUUCCGCGGCGGCGGCAGCCCUCAAUCUCCAGGCUCUAGAAUCCUACUUGGCCCUGCAGCGGCUCACCGGCAAAUCGGAUGUCUUUCGAUUCAGCAACAAUCAGAACAGCAACAACAACACUGGGGCUGGGAGCAGCAACAGCAGCAGCAUUGGCAGCAGCAGCUGCCACAACGAGGCAGAGACCAGCAGCAGCAGCACUCUUCCGAGUCUCAUAGACAUCGCCAGCAUUGAGCUCAAGUCAAGCUGCUCAUCGAGCUCCUCAGUGGGGUCUGCUGUUCCGCCCAGCAAUGCAGCCGCAACCGGCAACACCUCCUCCUCCUCCCCCGGCAGUGGCAGCAACAGCACCUCUAACAACAACAACAAUAGCAGCAGCAACAGCCACACUUCAUGUGCCACCAAGUGCCUGCCACUGCCUUCGAUUGGAACUGUGAGUGCUGCUGUGGCAGCAGCUGCUGCCGCCGCUGCGGCCGCGGCCAAUCAACAAGCGGCCCUCGACUGUGCAACAGCCGCAGAGCUGGCCGCCGAGUGCGAUCUGCCCCUGCUUGAUGGAGAGGAUGCGCUGUCCUUCGAGGCCGGGGAUCUCGACAGCAGCUAUGGCAGCUUCAUCUUCAAUCCCACGACCUUUGGCCAGGCGGAAGCGGACACCUCGCUGCACUCCCUACAGGCCACCAUGUACCAGGACAAGAUGAGUGUGAUGGGGGGAGGAUCGAUGGCCGGAGGUGGGGCCGUGGAGGAGGGGGCCAGCUCCACGGCAGCGGCAGCAGCGGCCGCACAGCGAUCCAAGAAGCAGUUCAUCUGCAAGUUCUGCAAUCGACAGUUCACCAAGUCGUACAACCUACUGAUCCAUGAACGGACCCACACAGACGAGCGACCCUAUUCGUGUGAUAUCUGUGGCAAGGCCUUCAGGCGGCAAGAUCAUCUAAGGGACCAUAGAUACAUCCACUCGAAAGAGAAGCCCUUCAAGUGCGCCGAAUGUGGCAAGGGGUUCUGUCAGUCCCGCACUCUGGCCGUCCACAAGAUCCUGCACAUGGAGGAGUCGCCGCACAAGUGCCCCGUGUGCAACAGAUCGUUCAACCAGCGCUCCAACCUGAAGACCCACCUCCUCACCCACACGGAUAUCAAACCCUACAACUGCGCCUCCUGCGGCAAGGUCUUUCGCCGCAACUGCGAUCUCCGGCGGCACAGUCUCACCCACAAUCUCUCCGCCACGGGCGGUGUGGGUGGCAAUCUGAGUGAUCUAUUCGGCCCCGGCCCCGGCCCCCUUGGCUCCAGCUCUAGUUCCGAUCUGGGUAUGGGUCUGGCUCUACCUUUGGUUGGCGCAGCGGGCGGCUCCUCAGCCACUUCCUCCUCCUCAUCAAGGGAUCUGGUGGCCGUCAGCGAUUGAUCCAACUCCACUCUCAGAGCAUAUCCCACUCACUUUUAAGAUAAUCUCAUUUGCAGCUCUCAUGACACACGAGUCCCUCCACGAAGUCCCCCCACAGCUAACAGCAUUUAACUUACAGUUAGUUUAGCCGUAAGACAGGUUUAAGCCACGGAUAUUUGUGACGUAAGCUUAGCAGCAAAGUUUGACUUUAUAAGGAACUACUCGAUAUCGAUACUAUUACUAUAUGUCUAGUGCUUAAGCGAAAUUGUGAACUCUUA
Molecule: messenger RNA, 2760 nt
Organism: Drosophila persimilis
Lineage: Eukaryota; Metazoa; Arthropoda; Insecta; Diptera; Drosophilidae
Gene: sob
Product: protein sister of odd and bowel
Exons: 2
Coding region: 701-2503 (600 amino acids)
Biological process (GO): regulation of transcription by RNA polymerase II; embryo development; embryonic pattern specification
Cellular component (GO): nucleus
Molecular function (GO): RNA polymerase II transcription regulatory region sequence-specific DNA binding; DNA-binding transcription factor activity, RNA polymerase II-specific
Source: RefSeq, a predicted model, not a curated record